AUGGAAGCUGCAAGAGGGAUGAAUAACUUAUUACCGAAAAGUCAUUUAGAUCUCCAAAUCCUGAGGACCUUUGAUAUCCCUGCAGAACGGUCACGGCCAAAAACUCCCGUGGAGAUCAUAUGGAGGAAGCCGAUCGAAGGAUGGUUCAAGCUAAAUGUUGAUGGUGCACUAGGCAAUCUGGAUCAUUCUGGGGCGGGUGGUGUUUUCAAAAAUUCAAUGAGCAUAUUAGGUUGGACUGUUUCAUCUCGUCUGGGUAAUACAACAAAUUUCUUCGCAGAAUUUGCUGCUCUGUUCCAAGGUAUUGAGAUUGCAAAGGAGAAAGGUGUGGAAAGGGUUUGGAUAGAAUGUGACUCAAUAGCUGUUAUUGAAGCAAUUAAAGGCAGAAAAAUCCCAUGGACAUUUUCACAAAAAUGGCUUAUCCUUCGGACAUAG
Molecule: messenger RNA, 432 nt
Organism: Amborella trichopoda
Lineage: Eukaryota; Viridiplantae; Streptophyta; Magnoliopsida; Amborellales; Amborellaceae
Source: RefSeq, a predicted model, not a curated record